AUGUCCAAGUUGGUACAACAUUCAAGCAGUACUUGUGCCUUUUUCGUAUUCCUUUUGACAAUUUUGGGAGAUUUGACGAGUUGUGUAGAAGCCAAGGCAUUUUUCGUGUUUGGGGACUCAUUAGUCGAUAACGGAAACAACAACUACUUAGCCACCACGGCCCGAGCGGAUUCUCCACCUUACGGCAUCGACUACCCGACCCAUCGCCCGACCGGCCGUUUUUCAAAUGGGCUUAACAUUCCGGAUAUAAUUAGUGAAAAAAUGGGGUGGGAGCCCACAUUGCCAUACCUAAGCCCAGAGCUUAAUGGAGAUAAACUACUUGUUGGUGCCAACUUUGCCUCUGCUGGGGUUGGUGUACUUAAUGACACUGGAAUCCAAUUUGUGAACAUUAUUCGAAUUUACCAACAGUUGAGUUACUUCGAGCAAUACCAGCAGAGAUUGAUUGGUGUAAUUGGAGAAGAAGAGAGUAGAAAUUUGGUGGAGGAUUCGUUGGUGCUGAUGACAUUAGGUGGUAAUGACUUUGUCAACAAUUAUUAUUUGGUCCCUUACUCUGCCAGGUCACGCCAAUAUGCCCUCAAAGAUUACGUCCCUUUUGUCAUCUCCGAGUAUAAAAAAGUCUUACAGUCUCAAAAUUCCCGAUCUGAGAGCCUCCUCACCGGAGCGGGGGGCGCGGCCAGUGGCGGCGCGGGAGUCGAUGCCUCUUUUUCCGGUCAGUCUGGUCCCCGACGAGCGGCGGUCCUUCUUCGCGUGGAUUGCUUCCUACCAGAGAUGCCAUGGCGAGGAGUUGGUGCGGUCGUCGGUUUUCUUGUCAGGGGUGCAGUGGGUUGGGCUUGA
Striga hermonthica is the source of this 834-nucleotide messenger RNA. Lineage: Eukaryota; Viridiplantae; Streptophyta; Magnoliopsida; Lamiales; Orobanchaceae. The record is from the annotation of a GenBank genome assembly.